AUUUAUCCAACAAGUGAGUCAUUUAGAAGAUUUCGCGUUUGUAUCGAGUAUUUAACUCAGUUUUGCAUCAAUUGCGUCUUAAGCUUCGAUCAAAUUAUCAAAAAAUGUCUAAAAAAGUAUCUGUAGAUGGCAAUAAAUUCAAGCCCAACUUGCCGUUGGAGGAACUUUUAAAAAACUUCGAAGAUACAAUGACCGUUUUGGAUCCCGACGAUGAAGACUUUGAAGAAUUGUGGCAGGAAUUUUCCCAGACGGUAUGUGGUUGCGUCUCGAAAAUCUUAUUCGAUUCAAAAAAUCCCAAAAAAUGUGAAAUGGAUAAAGCCAGUGCUCUUUUGAAGAAAUACAGAGAAGAAGGCUUAUUCAUGAAUCCUACAUUUUACAAUCAAUGGAUAUAUGCCUUCAGAGAUGAGCUUUUAAAAAAGCCAGAAUUGUUGGACUUUUGGAAAAAUGAGGUCGUGGCCAAAGAGCUUGGUCCAUGCUGGGCCAGAGAUUGUGACUUUUUCGAUGAUAGUGAAGAUCCUGAACCUGCAAAUUUCUACAGACAUGCUGGUUGCGAGCCGGCCUGGUUGAAGGAAAAUAAAAAACCAAAUGCACCGCCCCUAAAUCUCAUGGCCAAUACAUGUGCGUCUGGCAUAGACUCUAGCACCUCCACCGAUUCUGGUGUUGCCGCAUCUUUAAAGAAAAUUACCAAGGAGAAUGCCUUAGAGGAUUACAAGCAUAAUAUGGUGGCCCAAAAGAACAUCGAUUAUGAUGAUGAAGAUGCUUUCAAAAAAAUAUUCCAGGAAGCCCGUGAUGUAGUGUGGCAACUAUUAUUUGAGGAGUCCUCACUUACAGCGGAAAAGUCCAAAAUGGCUGCCGCUUUGCUGCAAGAAUACAAAAAGGAUGCCUGCUUCUUCUCGCCCUAUGACUACAACACUUGGAUAGAGAAGGUUCGCGAUGAACUAUUUAAACGCAAAUACUUUGACUUCUGGCAGAUUAUUGUAAAAGAACAACUGGGAUUGUGUUGGUAUAAAGAUUCCGAUUACUUUGAUGAUUCGGAUGAUCCCAAACCUCUGGAGUUCUAUAAGUCCGGCGAUGAAUUAAUGAAAGCACAAAAAAAGUAAUAGAAGUCCAGAAUAUGAAUAUCAAUUGAUGCCUACUUUUCGUUGUUAUACAAUUCAAAAACAAAGCAGUUAAAGGGAGGGAAUAUUUGUUCAUCCUUAAAAUUUCCAGAUUACAAAACUUUACAAAACUAUUGAGAAUUAAUUUUAUAUUGUUUAUUCUUUAUGUUAUAUAUUAAUUGGCCUUAAAAAUUGGAAAUACAAUCGAAUACUCAUCUUUAUAACAUUUAAGUGCAGCUGCAUAUCUAUUGGCUAUAACUAUUUUAUAUGUACAUUAAUAGGAAUGUAGGCCUUAACAAAAAAUAGUUUCACCACGAGCAUAGCUUCGUGAUAUCUAUAUAAAAGUAUUUUUUUAAAAUAUAAACAUGUAACAAAUAA
Messenger RNA from Stomoxys calcitrans (stable fly), 1475 nucleotides. RefSeq lists its product as uncharacterized. The record is from RefSeq and is a predicted model, not a curated record. NCBI's taxonomy places the organism in Eukaryota, Metazoa, Arthropoda, Insecta, Diptera, Muscidae. The transcript has a single exon. Bases 105 to 1100 code for a protein of 331 amino acids.